Molecule: messenger RNA, 3055 nt
Organism: Puntigrus tetrazona (Sumatra barb)
Lineage: Eukaryota; Metazoa; Chordata; Actinopteri; Cypriniformes; Cyprinidae
Product: transcription regulator protein BACH2-like
Biological process (GO): regulation of transcription by RNA polymerase II
Molecular function (GO): DNA-binding transcription factor activity, RNA polymerase II-specific; RNA polymerase II cis-regulatory region sequence-specific DNA binding; protein binding
Source: RefSeq, a predicted model, not a curated record
AUGACGUCAUCGCCCCAAUGUCAACAAUGUAGCAAUUUAGAGGAGGCGCGUGCUGGAAAUGCCACAAUCAGCAAAGAGCAAAGCAAAAGCACGCGGUCUCGAAUGUAACUCAACGCAGACGCGCACCGAACACGCCGUUCCUCCGGCUUCAGACAAAAACAAUAACCCCGCGCGCUCCUCCAGCUGCCAGAGAAGAGCGAAGAGAGAGACCAUGUGAAGGCGCCUCGCGGAACAUCUUCGCGCGGGAACGACUGAAAGUUUAGGCUCCGAGCAAGGAAUGUCUAUGGAGGAGAAGCCUGAAGCUCCCAUGUAUGUCUAUGAGUCGACAGUGCAUUGUGCCAACAUCCUCCUGUGCCUGAAUGAACAGCGGAAGCAGGACGUCCUGUGUGAUGUGACAGUGCUGGUGGAGGGGAGGGAGAUCCGUGCCCACAGGGCAGUGCUGGCAGCUUGUAGCCAGUAUUUCUCCCUGCUGCUCAGGGGCCAGACGGAACACGAGCCGGUCAUCAACCUGCCACAGAAGAUCACGGAGAAAGGCUUUACCCCACUGUUGCAGUUUGCUUACACAGCCAAGCUGCUGCUUAACAGGGACAACAUUCAGGAUGUCAUGCGUUGUGCCGAAUUCCUGGGAAUGCACAACCUCGAAGACUCCUGCUUCCGCUUCCUACAGGCCCAGAUGAAAAGUGAGGCCGAUGGCUUGCAGAAGAGCCAAAAUCCACCAUCACCUCAUGCUCUGCUUCAGAACCAUCGUGAUAAUGGAUUAGAGGAUGCAAAUGUGCAGCCAAAUGACUCCAAACCGCCACUGUCCGGAUCGAGGCUGCACCCUGAAACUGAGCAAUUAAAAGUCAACAACAACCUGCAUCAAUCAGACCAAUCUCCAACUUUCGACCUUCCUCGUUAUCCCAAAUAUAGAAAGUACCAUCAGGUUCUUGCUAAGCACAACGCAACCACCUCCUCACACAGCAGUACCUCAAGCUUACACGGCUCUCUGCAGGAUACCGUCACCAGCAGUGAAGCCCAGGGCCUUGAUCUUUCCAAGGUUAAAGCUGAACCAGCAAGCGGGAAGAGUGUGCUGCUAGACUUGUCCGAGUUGGAGCAGGACGGUCUGGACGGGGGUAAAGAGAGUGACAUGGAAAUGGAAAUGGAGUUUGAAGAAAGACCGCUUAGUUCAACACCCAACGAAUUGCCUGUGAGCAAGCGUUCACCAGUGUGCCUGCGCUCCCUUGUUAAAAAGGAAGUCAUGUCUUUGGAUCAUUGUCUUACCGCUGAUCUGCAACUCACCAGCAGAACCUCUCCCCUUCAAGAACAGCAAGUUGCUCCAAAUGACUUCCAAAAAGACUAUCAGGCCUUCAUUGGGGGACUUGGAGUGGCAUCUUCAAAGAAAGCUGAGAAAUUAACCGAUGGUAUGUCGCUCAAGUCGCUUUCCUUUGAGAGGAUCUGUUCGCAAGAAUCUGAACGGGAGAGCGACAGAAGAAGUGUCAUCUUCUCCUCUCGAGCCCCUUACCAUCUGGCGGCACCUGCACACUCUUAUCCGGGUGAGAGCUGUUUGGCUCAGGACACCCCGGAUGACUUAUGGGCAGGUUCCAGCCAGUCGUUCCCCUGCUCCCAAGCACUGUCCCCAACUUCUGUCUCUCAAGAGCCCGCAUUGACCUACCGCCGCCGGCCAAAGAGCAGCUGUCCAGUGCCCAUUAAAAUGUGUCCCCGUUCAGCUCGUGCCGAGAGCCACGUUAGAACCUCAAGCUCUUGCUCUUCCUACUCCUACGCUGAGGAUGGCAGUGGCGGAUCUCCUUCCAGUCUGCCCCAGUUUGAGCUCUCUACCUCUCCUUGUUCCACCAUGGCACGAUGUCUGGCCUUUGAACACCAGGAGCAUAGCAUGUCGGGGCCAUCAAAGAUCAAGUGCGAGAAGUCGUACGACACUAAUUCCAGUGACGAAUCUGGAUCUUUUUCCGACGGAGAUAGCGAAUCGUUUCCUACCAAAGAGCACACUCAAGAGGUGAAACUGCCUUUCUCAAUAGACCAGAUCACAGAGCUUCCACGCAACGACUUUCAGCUGAUGAUAAAGAUGCACACGCUGACCUCAGAUCAGCUAGACUUCAUCCACAACAUGAGACGCCGCAGUAAAAACCGCAUCGCAGCUCAGCGCUGCAGAAAAAGAAAGCUGGACUGCAUCCAGAACCUGGAGCUUGAGAUUCACAAACUGGUCUGUGAGAGACAAAAGCUCCUAACCGAACGCAGCCAGCUGAAGAUCUGCAUGGGGGAGCUGUGGGAAAACUUCUCCUUUUUGUCUCAGGAGGUCUGUAGGGAAGAGCAGCGGAGCCCAGGACAGUCUCAGUCUCUGUAUAAUCUACACCCAGACCCGGUUUCAUCCGGUCCAGACCUUAGAAUCUCUCCCAAUCCCACCAGUAUAGACGUAACUCUCACAUCACAGAACAGUGUGCUGUCGUCCCCAGGCUUAAAUGACUGCCAGGCCGUAAUCGAACCGCCGCACUCGCACAAAAGAGUGGACAGAGAGGCUGUGCCGCCCCAAGACACUGUCACCUCUGAGAGGUCAGAACCUUCCCACACGGGCAGCUCGAGCGUGACCACUGAUUUCUGCCAGGAAAUGACCGAGAAGUGUACCACAGAAGAGCCGCCCGAGAGAAACUGAGUCCGGUAAACUGCAUUCAUAUCCUCUAUCAUGACAGUUGUUUCUGUGUGUUCAAACGUUACGCUUUUGCCAGUGUUAAGUUUUGUUCGGCGCUAUUUUAGGAGACCGUUCUGUCGUUACACUCACGGUGCGUCAGCUGAUGUGUUUUUGUUUGUGCGUAUGGGUUGUUCUCAUACAUGCUGUAUAGGAUGCUAAAAUCAUUUCAUUUUGAACAUUACCUUCCUUUUUUCUUAUUCAUUAUAUGGUAUCUGGUUCUCAGUAGUGCUGGGCUACGAUAAAUCACGAUAAAUUAAAGUUUUGUUUAUGUAAUAUAUGUGCAUGUACUGUGUAUAUUUAAUAUGUGUAUAUAUACAGACACACACAUACAGUAUGUAUUUUGCAUUUAUUUAAAUGUGUAUUUUAUAUUCAUAU